Molecule: messenger RNA, 3034 nt
Organism: Ictalurus furcatus (blue catfish)
Lineage: Eukaryota; Metazoa; Chordata; Actinopteri; Siluriformes; Ictaluridae
Product: coiled-coil domain-containing protein 9B
Exons: 15
Coding region: 29-1936 (635 amino acids)
Source: RefSeq, a predicted model, not a curated record
CAGGCGCAUUAGCCUGUUUCCUGAGCUCAUGGCGUAUUACAUACAAGGUAAAAUGGGGAAUCUGUGGGCUAGCACAGGUCUGUAUGAUGAUACCAAAUAUUCAUUCAUCGAUCCGGAUUACCACAUAAACAUAGAAGAUUAUUUUCAACAUGUUAACAUCAUUGAACAGAGCCCUACAGACAUGAUGCUGGUUAAGAAGGAGCAGAAAGAUGCCGAGCUGGAUAGGAAGAUUGAGGCGUUGCGAAAGAAGAAUGAAGCCCUUAUGAAGCGCUAUCAGGAGGUGGAGGAGGAUAAGAAACGGGCGGAGCAGGAGGGCAUGGCAAUGCAGAGCCGCAAAGGGAAGGUUGAGGACCUGACCAUCACCAUCAACAAGUCCCCAACUGAGAAGCGUGUUGUAACCAAGAAGGGUUUGGGAGAUGCAAUUCCUAAAGGGGUGAAGAACCAGGAGGACGUGUCCGACAUUUUUAGUGCUGGCCGUGGUAAAAGGAGGCAGCUUCUAGUCACUGCUCCAGGAAACACUAAGGCAAGCUUGGCAUCGGGUCCAUAUAACAUGUAUUGUACUCUGAGAUGCGUCCUGUCACUGCAGGGGAAGAGGGUGGUCAGUGAAAGAGUGGAGAAGAGCAGUCCUGCUGGUCUAGCAGGGAUAAAGCACUCUUCUGAGGGCAGGGGGGAGCUGCUGGACACUCCUGCAGGUCCAAAAAACCAGGUUGGAAAGAAGCAGGAACGAAAGUGUCGAGUUGAAGGUGGUCAUCAUGGAUUCACCGAGUAUAACCCCUAUCCCCAGCAAACUGAAGUGCUGACUGACCUCAGCAUCCCCACGUCCAGCGAAGAACAGCUGGAGUACCUGCGCUGGAAAAAAGAGAGAGAAGAAAUCGACCGAGAGCGAGUGGCUCGCCACAAAAACUCCCAGGGCCAGUGGAGGAGAGCCUGGGACAUGGACAAACCCGAGCUUACGUUUUCUGAAAAAGGCACAGCGGAGAGAGGCACACAGAGCAGAGGAGGAAGAAAUGCUAGAAGAGGACAUUCCAGACCUUCAGCAACAGAAUCACGAGUUGGACAGCGUGAUAAGAGAGGAAAGAAUGUUCCCGUGGUUGGCAGUAAAGUGAAAGGAAAGGACCGUUUGACAGGCCGAGCCAGGAGAUGGGAUGCUAAAGAGGAAGCAGAGCAAUUACAGUUGGGGCCAGACACCAGUUUGGUGGAGUUUUUGGAGGAGCUGGAUGCUCUGUGUGAUCGUGAGUUCAACAGUAACAGUCCAGACACCGAGACCCAAGAAGCGGAAUCCACAGCAUCCGUAGAGACAGCUACAACCACCAGCUGUGUUUCUGCAGAUACAAUAAAGAGUCAGGUUAUUCCUAUAGACUCAGCCAACAAGAACACCUCCAUCUCUAGAGGAGCUGAGAAGAAGGUCCGUUUUUUAGAAGACCUCAUUCAGGGAGUUUUCGAGAAGAACUCGAACACUGAUACGACAGAGAUCAAAGCCAGUUCUUUAAUAAACAUACAACAGACCAAAACAGUGCUUGGAGAGCAAGAUGCCCAACAGGACUUGGGUCAUGAUCAAGAAGAAAUGAAAAACAACCAGGUCACAGGCAUUCUUCUCACAGAUCCCCAAGCCAAAACAACAGUCCAGUUUGAUUCCCAAGAGACAAGCAUUAAAGAACCGAAACCAACGCCUGAGAACUUCCUAAAGGAAGAACCUGAGAGCAAAUCUGAAAAGUCACCUUGUGAUAUUGUUGGUUCUCAAAACGGCACUGAUGCCACAGCUUCUACUGAACAGAAACUGCUUCACAUGAUGGAGGCUCUGAAGAAUAACACCUCCAGAAAUACUGAUGAACUGAUUGACUCCAGUCUCUCAGUACUGAGUUUGGAGUCUGGAGAUUCUCUGCCUGUCCACAGCACCAGCACUGAAAAGGCAAGAGAGAACGGGAAAGUAGUUUAGAUGGUGUCUUCUUUCAUGGUCACUUCUGUUCGAGAUGGAAGACAGAAACCAAACAAAGCAAAAGGCUACACUGCAGUUUGCCUGUUUUAGUCUGUUCCAGCAUCAAGCAUGGUUAGUUUGAGAACUAAUAGGAAUUCACACCAUGAUGAGGUAGUGGGCAGUAUGGUGGUUAUAAGAUCAUUAGUUUUAAUACUCAGUUUUAAUGAUGCUCAGUGGCUCAGUUACGUCCAUAUACACAAACUAACAGCUAUAUGUAUUUUUUUAAAAAACAUAUUAUGGCCAAGGAAGACACCUGUUGUCAUUCAGAAAGAGGGGGACUGUGCAGUAUUGAAGCAGUCUGCUGUGUUGAUUUGGCUUACUAGCUGUUCUGUCACAUUAAAAACCUGAACAGAUUUGGAUAAAUUAGGGUGUGAUAUUGGCUUGAGCAUGCUUGUUAAAAUAAGCGUGCUGUUUAUUUCAUGAUGAACCAGUUGAUUCACUGUUGAAGUGGUUUCCUCAUUUGAUUUGUCUUUAUGCAUGAUUCCAUGGUUGCGGUGCCAUUUGUGUUUUUUGUGUAUUAUCUCAUACUAAAUAGUUUAAAUCUUCAAAUGAAAUACAACAUAAAACAAAGGUAAGCUAAAUAAACACACAAGACACUUUUAUAUUUAUUUAUUUAUUUAUUUAUUUAUUUUUAUUGAAGCAAAAAAGAAAAAAGUUAUCCAACACCUAUCACUCAUGUGAAAAUUUAACUAAUAGCCCCCUUAAACUUAAAAUUUGGUUGUGCCACCUUUAGCAGCAAUAACUACAACCAAACACUCCUGAUAAGUACAGAUAAGUCUUGCACUUACUUCUAGGACUUGGACUUACUCCUAUGCUUUGGAUCAUUGUCUUAAUGCAUAAUCCAGUUGUGAGUUUCAACUUAUGGACUGAAGACCGGACAUUCUCCUUCACGAUUUUCUGGUAGAGAGCAGAAUUCAUGUUUCCCCCAGUUAUUGCAAGUUGCCCAGGCCCUGAAGCAGCAAAGCAUCCCCACACCAUCACACCGUCACCACCAUGCUUGACCGUAGCUAUGAUGUUCUUUUUGUGGAAUUCGGUGUUUAGGACCCCUGUCUUCCAAAC